Messenger RNA from Penicillium olsonii, 3924 nucleotides. The record is from the annotation of a GenBank genome assembly. Lineage: Eukaryota; Fungi; Ascomycota; Eurotiomycetes; Eurotiales; Aspergillaceae.
AUGUCCUACAAGUAUGCAGAUCUCUCCGAAUUCACCUACCACCAGCCCGUCACCAGUCAAUACCAGACAUACAAUUAUGAAACAUCUUCUUUUCAAUUCUACCCCAUUACCUAUUCCCAAACCGAUCUGACCGAGGGCCAAAAUCAGGACAACAAAGAGCCCGCUGCCGACCCGGAAAAGGCCCCAGACUCUGAAGAAGCCCCUGUAGCGGAGCCAAGUGCUACGCCAGAUGAUGCUCCAGCUGCUGAAUCAACAGAUCCAGAGGCUGCGCCACCAGCCGAAGCUGCACCCGAAGGGGAUGCUCCUAAAGAGGAUGCUCCCGCAGAGGAAUCUAAAGGGGAAGCAGCCACAGAGGCAGAAAACCCCGAAGCUCCAUCAGAACCUGCUGCAGAAGACCAGAAGCCUUCAGACGAGGCAGCGCCCGAAGGGGAAGCAAAAUCUGAGGAGCCCAAGUCUGAAGAUGGCGCAAAGCCCGACGAAGAGGCAAAACCCGAUGAAGAGGUAAAGCCUGAAGAAGAGGCAAAGCCUGAAGAAGAGGCAAAGCCUGAAGGUGCCGAAGAGGCACCACCUGCUGGUGAGGACGCCAAGAAGGAGGGCGUUAGUGGCAAUGAUGAUGACGACUUUCCAGAAUGCACUCCAGAAGAGGACGCCGAAAAGGUAGCGGCCGAGAAGGAGGCAGCUGCCAAAGAGGCAGCUGAGGAAGCUCAGCAAGACGGCGGUGAUAGCGCUCCUGCAGAAGCACCUUCAGAACCAGCACCCGAAGCCCAGCCAGAGCCAGAACCAGAACCUGCAGCAGAGAAGUCAUCAUCAAAGAAGAAGAAAGAUAAGAAAAAGAAGGGUAAGAAGGGCAAGGCCGCCGACCCAGAGCCAGAGCCAGAGCCAGAGCCCACACCGGAACCCGCAGCAGAACCCGAACCAGCGCCAGAAGCGGCCGAAUCUGCACCAGAGGCCGAACCUGCACCAGAGGCUGAGGCUGCACCAGAGGCUGAGGCUGCACCAGAGGCUGAGGCUGCACCAGAAGCUGCCGAACCUGCGCCAGAAGCGGCCGAACCUGCGCCAGAAGCGGCCGAACCUGCGCCAGAAGCGGCCGAACCUGCACCAGAGGCCGAACCUGCACCAGAGGCCGAACCUGCACCAGAGGCCGAACCUGCACCAGAGGCCGAACCUGCACCAGAAGCGGCCGAACCUGCAGCGGACCCUGAACCAGAAGCAGCUCCAGCGGCCGAGGCUGAAAAGCCCGCCGAUGAGACACCUGCCGCCCCCUCAGAAGAACCUACAGAGCCUGCAGCAGAUCCAGAGCCUGAAGCGGCAGCACCAGCGGAGCCUGAGCCUGAGAAGCCCGAGGAAACCCCAGAACCCGCGCCUGUUGAGGAGCCAGCCCCAGCUCCAGUAGAGGAGCCAUCCGGAGGCAAGAAGAAGAAGAAGAAGGGCAAAAAGGGCAAGGCGGCGGCGGCAGCAGCGGCGGAACCUGAGCCUGCACCAGAACCUGCACCAGAACCUGCCGCUGAGCCUGAGCCAGCCGCCGAGCCAGCUGCUGAGCCUGAAGCAGCUCCUGAACCUGCCGCUGAGGCAGAACCCGCCCCUGCACCAGAGGAGGAUAAGAUUGCCGAGGAGCCCGCUGCCGAGGCGCCUGUUGAGGAGAGUAAACCAACAGAGCCUGAACCGGAAGCUCCAGCCGAGGCGGCUGCUGUAGAACCUGAAGCUGAGAAGGCCCCCGAAGAGCCUGCUGCCCCAGAGGCUGAAACUGCCACCGAAGCUGCACCCGAGCCUACUCCAGAGCCCGCUGCUGAGCCCGCUGCCGAACCUGCCCCAGAGCCAGCAUCAGAGCCAGCUGCAGAGCCCGAGCCUACUCCCGAACCUGCUGCAGAGCCGGAACCUGCUGCUGAGCCCGCUGCCGAGCCUGCCCCAGAGCCUGCUGCUGAACCAGCUGCUGAACCAGCUGCUGAGCCUGCAGCCGAACCUGAACCCGCCCCUGAGCCAGCUGCUGAGCCCGCCGCCGAGCCCACCCCUGAACCUGCUGCAGAGCCAGCUGCAGAGCCAGCUGCCGAACCUGAACCCGCUCCUGAACCAGCACCAGAGCCAGCUGCUGAACCUGAGCCCGCCCCUGAACCUGCUGCUGAACCCGCUCCUGAGCCUGCUGCCGAGCCUGCUGCCGAGCCUGAGCCCGCCCCAGAGCCAGCACCAGAGCCUGCUGCCGAGCCCGAACCCGCUCCUGAACCAGCACCAGAGCCAGCUGCUGAACCUGAGCCCGCCCCUGAACCUGCUGCUGAACCCGCUGCUGAACCCGCUCCUGAGCCAGCCGCCGAGCCUGAGCCCGCCCCAGAGCCAGCACCAGAGCCUGCUGCCGAGCCCGAACCAGCUCCUGAACCAGCUCCGGAACCUGCCGCAGAGCCUGAGCCUGCCCCUGAGCCUGCUGCUGAGCCGGAACCUGCUCCUGAACCAGCACCAGAGCCAGCUGCCGAGCCCGCCGCCGAACCUGAACCGGCUGCUGAACCUGCUCCGGAACCUGCCGCUGAGCCCGAGCCCGCCCCUGAGCCAGCACCAGAGCCCGCUGCCGAGCCCGAACCUGCUCCGGAACCUGUCGCUGAGCCCGAGCCCGCCCCUGAGCCAGCAGCAGAGCCCGCUGCCGAGCCCGAACCUGCUCCGGAACCUGCCGCAGAGCCUGAGCCCGCCCCUGAGCCAGCAGCAGAGCCCGCUGCCGAGCCCGAACCUGCUCCGGAACCUGCCGCCGAACCUGAGCCCACCCCUGAGCCAGAGGCUGCAAGAGACCUUCCCGCUGAGCCCGAAGCUUCUCCUGAGCCAGCUCCUGUCAGCGACGAAGUAGCGCCUGAUGAGACUGUUCCAGCAGAACCCGAGCCCGAAGUGGAGGUUGUUGGCGCCGUACCUGUUGCCGAAGGAUCUCCCGAGGAUGAUGCCGCUCGACGUGCCCGACGUCGUAAGAGACGUAGUCCAGUUGAGCGCGAGCGUCCAAUCGAGCGUGAACGCCGACACUCGAAGACAUCAUCCGAGGGACGUCGCGACGGGCUUGAGCGUCAGAAGAGCGAGCGCAGUGUUCUCACUAUGCGAUGGACGAAGGCGCUCGAAGAAGCGCGACGUCAACACGACGCCAAAUCGCAAAGGGACAGAAGAGAACGUGCUCUCAUUGAAGAACGCGAGCGCAGCGGAAUUCCCCCCUCCGAGAAGCCCAGCCGCUCAAAGAGCUCGGCUAAGGAGAGAGAGAUCUCGCGAGAACUCGAGGCUGGUACCAUUCCUAUGGAACCCAGGUCUAGACGUCGCGAUUCUGAGACACCAAGUCAACCUAUUGAGCGCCAGCGCUCGACUAGGACUUCCUCAGCGAAGCAGGUGUCGUCUUCUGCGCCAACGGGCAAGCCUCGUGCUUUCCUGCGCUACAUGACGGAGGGCGAGUCGGACAACAAGGGACACCCUCUGUAUAUCAACGCCACCAAGGCUUCUCCGCCUGUCGAAAGGCCUCGCCGCACUUCGACCAGUCAUAGCACUGGUAGUGGCAGUCGCCAUGAGCGUGCUGAUCAUGAGGACGGACACUCGGUCGGUCGGUCGAGUGGGUCUACUUCGCGUCGCGAAGCCCGCCGUGAGGCGCGCAGGGAUGAACGUCGCCAUGAGGAACCUCGUCUUGAGCGUACAGAUACCCGGAGGUCGCAUCGCUCCAACGCCGAGCAUGGCCGGUCCCGCGAGAAGGAGAAGGAGAAGGAGCGGGAACGUUCUCGCUCGCGCUCCCGUGCCCGUGAGCGGGAUCUCGAACGCGAAGAGAAAGAGCGAGAGCGCGAGAGAAGACACGAAGGUUCUUCUCGGCGGUCUAAGGACUCGAGGGAGGUUCGAUCUCACCGUCGCCACAGACGUGAAGAGUCGCCGCCUCCGAGAGAGUCCAAGAUCAAGAGUAUCUGGAGGGCCAUUGCUGCCCACUAA